AUGGGAAAGCCAUGUACAAUUGAUAGAUUUUUUAAAAGAAAAAAUGCAAGUUCCUCAGAAGUCAAUGCUGACAAUACAUCAUUGCCAACUUCCGAUGUUGAUAUCCCUGAAAAUCCUCCCAUAAAAUCUCAAAAGAUUGAUGUUAAAGAAAUUGAUAUUGGUUCAUUGGAGCAAGAUCCUGGAUUACGUAUACAGAUUUGGGAUUAUCAUGUUAAUCAACGUGAUGAAAUUCGACGAGCUUAUAUUAAGGCUGGUUGUGCUUUUAGAGGUCAUGAUGAAAGGCCAAAUUCAAUCAAUCGUGGAAAUUUUCUUCAAAUAGUGAAAUUGUUGGGAUCAUAUAAUGAUAAUGUUGCUAAAGUAUUGGAUAAAGCUCCGAAAAAUGCCUCUUACACAUCACCAAAAAUUCAAAAAGAAAUUUUACAUAUUUUUUCAACCAAAGUGAAGAAUGCAAUUCGUGAAGAAAUUGGUGAUGCGAAGUAUUGCAUAAUUGUUGAUGAAGCUCGUGAUGAGUCAAAAAAGGAGCAAAUGGCUAUAGUUUUGAGAUUCGUUGACAAAGAUGGUUUUGUGAGAGAGUGUUUUUUUGGGCUUAUUCAUGUCUCUAACACUGCUGCAUCAACCCUAAAAGAUGGAAUAUAUUCUGUAUUGUCUCAUCACAAUUUAGAUAUUCAAAAUAUUCGAGGACAAGGAUACGAUGGUGCAAGCAAUAUGCGAGGUGAGUGGAAAGGAUUACAAGCCUUAGUUUUGAAUGAUUGUCCAUAUGCUUAUUAUAUUCAUUGUUUUGCACAUCGUUUGCAGUUGGCUUUAGUGGCAGCAUCGAAAGAUGUUAUCCCAAUUCAUAAAUUUUUUCUUAAAUUGACUUUUGUUGUCAAUAUUGUUGGUGCCUCAUGCAAGCGCAAUGAUGAAUUGAAAGUUGCGCAAGCUGCUGAAAUUGAACAUAUGAUUGACAUUGAUGAGCUCGAGACUGGAAAGGGACUUAACCAGAUUGGCACUUUACAACGAGCUGGAGAUACUCGUUGGAGUUCUCACUUCAAGUCAGUUUCAAGCUUAAUAAAAAUAUUCAGUCUAACAUGUGAAGUUCUUCUUAACAUCAUUAAUGAAGGAAUGACUUCUGCCCAACAAGGAGAUGCAGACUCAGCUUAUGAAACAUUGACUUCAUUUGAAUUUGUCUUUAUUUUACAUCUCAUGAAAAAAAUGUUGGAGAUCACUGAUUUACUUUGUCAAGCUUUGCAAUGCUGA
This is a messenger RNA of Camellia sinensis, 1236 nucleotides long. The record is from RefSeq and is a predicted model, not a curated record. NCBI's taxonomy places the organism in Eukaryota, Viridiplantae, Streptophyta, Magnoliopsida, Ericales, Theaceae.